AUGAAGAAGACGCUGCCCUCCGGCAAGACGAGGUUGCAGAUGCUCAAGUGUGCCGCCCAACCAGAGAGGCUGGAGUGGAUGUUGAAUGCGGCCCGCAUGCGCUCCAGGAUGACGCGUGAAGAGCGCGCUCUAUUGCCCGCAGGCACCACGUCGAACGAGUCUUUUCACAUGGAGCUCAAGCGCUGUUUCUUCGGCCAGGCCAUGCACUCUUGCAUGCUUUCCUUGAAGCUCGCCGUCAUCCAGAUCGCCAAGCUGAUGACUCAUAAUCCAGCGCUGUACCACCAGACGCUGGCGCAGGUGCCGCAGAGCCGCCUGCUUCAUCGCUUGGCGGGGGCGACGGAGUUGUUCGGCCAGGCGAGCUGGGAGCGAUGGUGCGCGCCCCUCUGCGCUGACGGCGCCGCGCAGAAAGCCCCCUCGCCCUAUGCCGCCGAGGGGAAAACGCUCCAGGCGCGGGCGUCUCAGUGGCGAGCAGCGAAGGGCGAUGCCGGGAACCGCCGCGACAGAG
Messenger RNA from Prorocentrum cordatum, 505 nucleotides. NCBI's taxonomy places the organism in Eukaryota, Dinophyceae, Prorocentrales, Prorocentraceae. The record is from the annotation of a GenBank genome assembly.